Zea mays is the source of this 712-nucleotide messenger RNA. Its product is annotated as SKP1-like protein 1. The transcript has a single exon. The record is from RefSeq and is a predicted model, not a curated record. The coding region runs from base 104 to 688 and encodes 194 amino acids. Lineage: Eukaryota; Viridiplantae; Streptophyta; Magnoliopsida; Poales; Poaceae. Gene Ontology annotation, biological process: ubiquitin-dependent protein catabolic process.
CCUGCCGCGCGCCGCACGUAGACGUAGGUAGCUACGAUUCGAUUCGUGCUAGGAUUUAGUCGUCCUGUCGUCGCACCAGCAUUACUAGCAUUCAGCAACACCAAUGGCUGAGAAGAAGAUGCUUACGCUGAGGAGCUCCGACUGCGAGGAGUUCGAGGUGGAGGAGGCGGUGUUGAUGAAGUCAGAGAUCAUUCGCUUCAUGAUCGAGGACGACUGCGCCGACAACGUCAUCCCGCUCCCCAACGUGAAUUCCAAGACUCUCGCCCUGGUCAUCGAGUACUGCAACAAGCACGUCCACGCCGACGCCGCGGAGACCACCAGCGCCUCAUCAGCUGGGGGCGGCGGCGAGGUCGACCUCAAGAAGUGGGACGCGGAGUUCGUCAAGGUCGCGCCGGCGACGCUCUUCGACCUCAUCAUGGCUGCCAACUAUCUCGACAUCAAGGGGUUGCAGGGCCUGACCUGCCGGGCGGUGGUCGACAUGAUCCAGGGCAAGUCACCGGAGGAGAUCCGCAAGACCUUCAACAUCAAGAACGACUUAACCAAAGAGGAGGAGGAGGCGAUCCGUAGUGAGAACUCCUGGGCCUUCGACCCGCUCCCCGUCCGUAGUAGUGGACCGCGGUGGUUAACGUUACUGUUAGCUUUGAUCUCGAUGGCUAGUUUGCUCGUCUGCAGUUAUCUUCUGAUCUGAUACAUACAUUAAUAAGUAGUUCGU